This is a messenger RNA of Prorocentrum cordatum, 750 nucleotides long. The record is from the annotation of a GenBank genome assembly. Lineage: Eukaryota; Dinophyceae; Prorocentrales; Prorocentraceae.
CAGCCAUCACGGUCCCAGACACAGCGACUGAAGACGAUGUCAAGCAGUUGCUCGCGCUGGCUGAGAAGUUCGGUGACUCUAUUGCAGCUUCUCAGUAUAAGGUGUGGCUUGUAGCUAAGAAACCCAAGGAGAUCCCACCCAAGCCCCUGGAAAAGCAAACUGAGGAGGCGCGCCAGCGUGUGCAUUCCAUCGAGCGCCGCCUCAAGAAGGAGAUUGAUGAUGUCGCCAGGGCGAGGAAGUGGGUGUAUCAAUGCGAAGAAGCUAUGGCCAAACUCACUGCCGAGCUGUCCGAGGCCGACAAGGAGCACAAAGCCUUGGUCGAGCAGCUGCAUCAUGUGGUGUAUCCUGAUCCUCCUCGGUCUGUUGGCAAACUCUGCCUGCGCGACAUCCUCGACGGUAAGGAAGGGGCCCUCACCAUCGACCACGGUGAAGGCAUCCUCGGUCUCGACGCUAAGGAGUACGAGCUCUCAGCCGACGACCACAACCAGUUCGAGGCCAGGAAACGCGAGCUGGAGCAGAGUGUGGCCGCCAUCACGAAGCAACUGUUUGAGAAGGUUCAGCAGUCUGUGGACCAGAUCAAAGCCUCCCACCUCCAGCACAUGUCCAAGCUCCACAAGAGGAGCUUGGAGAUGCAGCGGAUGGAGUUCUUGAGGACUCCGCCAGUGGAGGAGGCAGUGCAGACAACAGCUCUUCUGGAGACCACGGGGGAGCUCAUGAGGCUGAUGCUGUCCCACAUCCUGACGUUCGGCA